AGCACAAACAGCGACUGGAGGAAAAGCAUCCUAUAUUCCCAGUUAUACAGGAAAGCUACAAACACAGAGGGGAAAAAGAUAAUGUGGAUACCGGCAACUUUGAUAUCAGUGCUGGCCUGUCUUCUGAUCGUGCACUUCCUGAAACAACUCUGGUCACACAAGAACUAUCCUCCAGGGCCUCUUCGGCUUCCUCUCAUUGGAAGCAUUUGGCGGAUAAUACCAAACUUUUCUCAGGAUACUUUCAUUAAGCUGGCAGAGGCGUAUGGAAACAUUUACACCAUAUGGGCGGGGCCUCUGUCUGUGGUGGUAUUUUCUGGAUUUGAAGCACUCAAAGAAAGUAUGGUCAAACAUUCAGAAUAUUUUGUGGACCGACCAAUGACUCCUUUUUACAAAGAUUUAGGAAAAGAAAAGGGUAUUGUACUUUCAAACGGUCACACCUGGAAGCAACAGAGGAAGUUUGCGAUACUUAUCCUGCGGAAGAUGGGACUGGGGAAGAAAGGCAUAGAGCACAAAAUAGAAGAGGAGGCCCAUCAGCUUGUCGAGGUUCUUGCAUGUGCAAAGGGGCAGCCUCUUGACCCUAUACAACCCAUCACUAAUUCCGUCACCAAUGUGAUCUGUUCUCUGAGUUUCGGUCAACGAUUUUCUCUUGAAGACGAAGAGUUCAUCAAGUUGAGAGAUGCCUUAUGGAAUAUCUUAGAAUUUACAAUGACCUUCUUUCAGUUGCUGUAUGACACUCUCCCCUGGCUCAUGAAACAUCUCCCAGGGCCUCACAAGAAGGUGUUUGCCUCCCGUGAUUUUAUACUCUCUGUUGCAAGGAAGGAGAUAGAAAAGCAUAAGACACAUCAGGCACAGGAGCCACAGGAUUUAAUUGAUUACUACUUACUUCAGAUCGAGAAACAGAGCAAGAAAGAUCCCAACUCUACCUACGAUGAAGAGAACCUGUCCCAGUGCAUUUUUGACUUAUUUUCUGCAGGAACAGAAACAGUCACCAACACACUUCUCUGGGCACUAGUCCUCAUGGCGAAUCAUCCAGAUAUCCAAGAAAAAGUCCAGAAGGAGAUAGAUGAUGUUUUGGGAUCCUCUCAGUCAUUCUCCUAUCAAGACUGGAAGAAACUGCCGUAUACCAGUGCUGUGAUUCAUGAGAUCCAGCGUUUCAAAUAUGGCUUAUUGUUUGGGGUCCCCCGCCAAUGUACAAAGGAUGUGAACAUUAUGGGGUUUCUCAUCCCUAAGGGAGCAAUAGUUAUUCCAGAUUACCGCUCUGUUCUUUUUGAACCGAAGCACUGGGAAACUCCUCAAGAGUUCAAUCCAAAUAAUUUUUUGGACAAGGAGGGCAAGUUUGUGGAGAAAGAAGAAUUCCUUCCAUUUGGAGAAGGGGCGCGCGCAUGUCCUGGGGAGCAACAGGGAAAGAUCGAGGUCUUCAUCUUCUUCAUCAGCCUACUGAGGUCAUUCACCUUUAAGCCGCCACAAGGAGUGAAAAAAAUCAAUGAAGACCCUGUAGUACGAAUCGUCACCCCUCCCCAUCCUUAUAAGAUCUGUGCUGUUCCCCGCAGCAGUUGAUCAUGAGCCACAAACAUAUUUAGAGAAGCUUAUUUAUGACUAUCCAUUUCAUCUUAUUACAUUGAAAGUUCAUCUAACAUUCUGUUUCAGGUAGGUAGCCGUGUUGGUCUGCAGCAGAACAGCUGGAUUUUGAUCAAGUGGUAUCUUACAGACCAACACUAUUUAGAAGCUUUUGAGAGUCAGAACUCCGUUCUUCAGAUACCUGGUACCCUGGCAUUCUGCUGAUCCUUCGUGAAGCCAAAUCAUGCUGUUCUUUAGUUUCUUCAUUUGAUGAGAGCUAUUCAGAGAAGAAAUUCAGACAGAUCUAUGCUGUUGUUCAUUGUUUGCUUAUCAUCACCCAAUAUAUUGUCAGGGCCAUGACCCCUGCCAUACUCUGGGGAUUGGGGGUUCACUGUCAGGCUAUAGAUCUCUAGACCUGAUCUUUCAUGACAUGCUUCGAGAGUGCUCUUAGACCUGUGUGUUAAACCUGCUUGAGAAAUGACUGAGUGAGAACCGCAUGCUGUGGGAAGGUAUGAAGGAAUGUGGUUUUCAGCGUUGCCAGGGAGACGCAGCCAGUUGGCUUGAGAAGGAUGGGAUUCUAGUCAAACCAAAUCUACUUUUCCUAUUUUACUUUCUGUUGGUGCAUAGAUGGGAACUUAGCUAAGGGGAGGAGGUUAGCGUAGAGUGGGUUGUGCUUGAAGGGUUUAAUAUGCUUAGUAGGGGGGAGGGAAAAGUUAUUCCUGACAAGAAAUGUCUGCAGUGUUGUACUAUCAGAUUCUCAAUAAAGCUUUAACUCAUGUAUCCAUGGACUCAUGCAGUGAAGUUACUGAUGAUCUAAGUUGUCAGUCUCUGACAUAUAUGCAAUACAGUUUGCUGAUUCUGCCAAAAAACUCCAUACAGAAUGCUUGCCAUGUACAAAACUAAAAGUUGCUUAUUGUAUCUAUGCACCUUUCACUGAAUAAAGUCUUUGAUUACCUUCAUCA
This is a messenger RNA of Eublepharis macularius, 2519 nucleotides long. RefSeq names its product cytochrome P450 2J4-like. Gene Ontology annotation, cellular component: cytoplasm; intracellular membrane-bounded organelle. Lineage: Eukaryota; Metazoa; Chordata; Lepidosauria; Squamata; Eublepharidae. The record is from RefSeq and is a predicted model, not a curated record. Gene Ontology annotation, molecular function: oxidoreductase activity, acting on paired donors, with incorporation or reduction of molecular oxygen, reduced flavin or flavoprotein as one donor, and incorporation of one atom of oxygen; iron ion binding; heme binding. The transcript has 9 exons. Gene Ontology annotation, biological process: arachidonate metabolic process; xenobiotic metabolic process. Bases 82 to 1557 code for a protein of 491 amino acids.